AUGAAUCAGAAAAAAGAUGACAGUCAGCCACCAGCUACUGAGAAGUCAACCUCUCUAGUGAAAUGUAUAGGCAAUGAAAGCUUGAAGGAAAUUGUAGCAUGCUUAAAGACACACAAAUAUUCCAUAAUUGUAGAUGAGAGCACUGAUGUAUCCACUACAAAGCAGUUAGCCAUUGUUGUCAGAGUAGUGAACACUCAGCAGUGUACAGUUGAAGACAAAUUUUUACAAUUGCUAGAUGUAGAAGAUUCCAGUGCUGAAGGACUGUUUCACCUAUUGAAUACUUUUUUUGAUGAAAAUGGCAUUCCAUUUGAAAAUAUGCUUGGAUUUGCUGCUGACAAUGCGUCAGUCAUGAUGGGGAGUAUGGGUGGUUUAAAGGCAAAAUUGCUGGAUAGAGUCCCUCAUUUGUUUGUAAUUGGAUGUAUUUGCAAUUCAUUAAAUCUCUGUUCCUCUGCAGCCUGUCUUAAGCUUCCAAGUUCUGUAGAAACAUUGUGUAAAGAUUUACAUAACUUCAUUAAUCACAGCCCUAAGAGACUGUUGAAGUUUAAGGAAUUUCAACAAUUUGUUAGAGCUGAUGUACACAGACUUCUAAAUACUAGUCAAACAAGAUGGCUUUCCCUAGAAUCAGUUGUUAACAGAAGACUAGAACAAUGGUCAGCACUAAUUCUUUUCUUUCAGUCAGAAGCCUUGGAAUCUCAAGUACAGUCUGCAGUGCAUAUACUGAAUGCCUUGAACAAUCCUCUGUUCAAAAUGUACUUUACUUUCCUUGGGUAUAUUCUGCCCAUUAUCAAUAAGAUGAACAGAGAAUUUCAAAGUGAAUCAGUCAUGAUACACACUGCAUAUUCUAACAUCUGUGCCUUUUAUAGAACUAUUCUGAGCAAUUAUAUAAAGAAAGACAUACUAAAAUCAAAGUCAGAUCCAUUUGAAGUGGAAUUUAAAGACUGUUCCAAUUUCCUAACCGAAAAUGAAUGGUACUUUGGCAGCAAAGUAGAGAGUACGCUGGCAGAUAAAAAUGUGUUAGGGGAACUUGGAUCUGAAGCUUCCAGAUUUCGGGCAGUAGUAAGCAGCUUGGCUGCCAACCGUAUGAUGUCUAUAACACCAUGGAGUGCUAGUGUAGAUCUGGCACACUUUGAUGUCAGGCUACACAAAUAG
Messenger RNA from Scylla paramamosain (green mud crab), 1149 nucleotides. RefSeq lists its product as uncharacterized. Bases 1 to 1149 code for a protein of 382 amino acids. NCBI's taxonomy places the organism in Eukaryota, Metazoa, Arthropoda, Malacostraca, Decapoda, Portunidae. The record is from RefSeq and is a predicted model, not a curated record. The transcript is spliced from 4 exons.